Messenger RNA from Coffea arabica (coffee), 1038 nucleotides. The record is from RefSeq and is a predicted model, not a curated record. Lineage: Eukaryota; Viridiplantae; Streptophyta; Magnoliopsida; Gentianales; Rubiaceae.
AUGUUAGAGGCUGCUCUAAAAUUUCAAAAGGCAUUUGAGUUGCUAGAAACUGUGGAUAGCAAAUAUGUCGAAGAGUUAACUCCACAAAGUGAGAAUGAUACUCGUAGGAGUUCUAAGGUGAGGGGUGUGCCAACUGAAAUGGAUUGGGAGUAUGCAAAAGAUUUGUUGCCUUUUCUUCAAAUUUUUUAUGAUUCUACUGUGAAAAUGUCAGGCUCACGUUAUGUGACAGGAAAUGUAUAUAUGAAUGAAAUUUUUGGCAUUGGUGGUCUUCUUAAUUCAUUUCAAGAAAGUGAUGACUUUGGUUUGUCAACUAUGGUUGGGAAUAUGAAGAAAAAAUAUGAUAAAUAUUGGGAUAAUGUGGAAAGGAUUAACAUAUUGAUUCUGAUUGCUGUUGUUCUUGAUCCCCGGCAUAAACUAAGUUAUGUUCAAUGGGCAAUUGAUGAGGCAUAUGAUCCUAAGAAUGCGAAAAUGUUAAAAGUUAAGGCGGAAAAGGUGUUACAUUCCCUAUUUGACUUUUAUUCUGCUGAAAAAUCACCUCAUAAGGAAGUAAUAAGUCAUAAUCAGUUUAGGGAAAUGGAUAAAAUGGAUGUUGAUGCAAUUACAGUUAAAGGGGCAUCAGAUUACAUGCAUGCAAAGUAUUCUCAAAAAGCUGAUACAUUAGAUAGCACUCACAAUAAAACGGAAUUGGACAUCUAUUUGAUGAAAAUGAAGGAAGAUUUUCACUGUCCAAACUUUCACAUAUUGGAUUGGUGGAGAGAUAAUGCUCAUAGGUUCCAAAUUCUUGCUGCAAUUGCUAGAGAUGUAUUAGCUAUUCCGAUGUCUACUGUUGCCUUCGAGUCUGCUUUUAGUACGGGAGGCCGUGUGUUGGAUUCUUUUCGAAGCUCUUUAACUCCAAGAAUGGUGGAGGCUAUAAUUUGUGGACAAGAUUGGCUUCGCAAGGGUAUUCAACCAAUUGAUUUGGAAGAAAGUAUAACUGAACUUGAAGAAAUGGAAUCAGGUUUGACAGUGGAGCAUUCUAUUAUUAAUAUUGAAGAUUGA